Fusarium venenatum is the source of this 492-nucleotide messenger RNA. RefSeq lists its product as uncharacterized. Gene Ontology annotation, biological process: regulation of DNA-templated transcription. Gene Ontology annotation, cellular component: chromatin; nucleus. The record is from RefSeq and is a predicted model, not a curated record. Gene Ontology annotation, molecular function: DNA binding. Lineage: Eukaryota; Fungi; Ascomycota; Sordariomycetes; Hypocreales; Nectriaceae.
AUGGCGCGCACAAAGGAAGAUGUCGCGUCCAAAGGCGACUCAUCGCCAAAGAUUCCCAAAUCCUCAGCUGGUGUGACCAAGAACACCGCUGAAACUCCUGUCAAGCGCGGCCGUGGAAGACCACCAAAGGGCGCUGCGCCCAUGCCUAAGAAGGUUUACGUCCCUACUGGUCGUCCUCGCGGACGUCCUCCAGGUGGUGGCAAGAAGAAAGCUGCCCCAACACCUAAGAAGGUCGCGGCCGUAAACGAUGAUGGUACUCCCAAGAGAGGACGCGGACGACCUCGCCGGGCUGCCGCUGCUGAAGAUGAAGAGUCCGCUGCUACAAUGCCCAAGGAAACCAAGAGGCGCGGCAGAAAGCCCAAGAGUGCUAGCCCAGCUGAUGCUUCGGCCGACGAGGAUAAGGACGAUGAUGCUGCCGACGACGUCAGUGACAAAGAGGCUUCCGUCGCCGAUUCGCCUGAUAAGGACGAGGACGAUGGCGAAGAGGAGUAA